Prunus dulcis (almond) is the source of this 933-nucleotide messenger RNA. RefSeq names its product zinc finger BED domain-containing protein RICESLEEPER 2-like. NCBI's taxonomy places the organism in Eukaryota, Viridiplantae, Streptophyta, Magnoliopsida, Rosales, Rosaceae. Bases 1 to 933 code for a protein of 310 amino acids. The record is from RefSeq and is a predicted model, not a curated record. The transcript has a single exon. Gene Ontology annotation, molecular function: DNA binding.
AUGGGCCAUUGGGGAAACGGUAGUCUUCUACUAGAGGGAAAGUAUAUGCACAUUAGGUGUUGUGCUCAUAUUGUGAAUUUAAUAGUUCGUGAUGGGUUGAAGAAGUUGGAAAAAAGCAUAUUGUGUAUAAGAAAUGCGGUGAAGUAUGUAAGAUCUUCUCCCAAAAGGUUAGAAGACUUUAAGAGUUGCGUUAAGAAAGAGCAAAUUGAAUGCAAAGGGCUUGUGGUGUUGGAUGUGCCAACAAGGUGGAAUUCCACAUAUAUGAUGUUGGAAGCCUCCUUAAAGUUUGAAAAGGCCUUUUGGAGAAUGGGAGAAGAUGAUGAAGGUCCAUAUAUUUCUUGGUUUGGUGAAGAUGAACCGGAUGUCGAAGAUGGGGGGGUUAUGUCUCAUUACCCUAGAAAGAGGGAAGGGCCACCAACUAAUGAGGAUUGGAACAAUGCUUGUACCUUUGUGAAUUUUUUAAAGGUAUUUUAUGAUGCUACAUUGAAGAUGAGUGUCACUUUGCAUCCCGCUUCCCACACCACAUUUCAUGACUUGAUUGCAAUGGAAGAAGAAAUUGAGGAUUUGUUGAUGGAAGAGGAGGAAAUAUUAAGUGAAACCCAAACCUCCAAGGUUUUGAAGGACAUGGCACUUAACAUGAAGAUGAAGUUUAAAAAGUAUUGGGGUGACCUUGAUAAAUUGAACCAAAUUUUGAUGGUUGCUCUUGUUCUUGACCCUCGAUACAAAUUGGGGAACUUAGAGUUUAUCUUGAAAAGUCGGUUUGAGAAUGCGGAAGAUGCGGUUAAGAAGAAGAAUGAGAUCAAAGAGAUUUUAAAGAAGCUUUAUGAAGAGUACGUCAUGCCACCACCACCACCACCACCACCACCAUCUACUCAAAGUAGUAGUUAUUCUAGUGAUACUACUACAAUGAAUACAAGUAGUAGCCUAAACUGA